AUGGCUCCUGACCAAUCACUUGCUGCAGGAACAGCCGACAUCGCCGACAUGGGGAUAUUCAACAAACACAAAAAAUCAUGGAGAGACAUUAGCCGCAGACCUGCAUCUUCCAGCUUCGUACCUUUUCGCGGCCCGAGCCACGAAUGUGAAAAGGAGGCGGCGGAACGUCAAAGCUAUGAUUCUAUCUCAGAAGAAUGCUACUGGGACUGA
Messenger RNA from Blastomyces gilchristii SLH14081, 210 nucleotides. RefSeq lists its product as uncharacterized. The transcript has a single exon. Bases 1 to 210 code for a protein of 69 amino acids. The record is from RefSeq and is a predicted model, not a curated record. Lineage: Eukaryota; Fungi; Ascomycota; Eurotiomycetes; Onygenales; Ajellomycetaceae.